GAAGGGCUAGUCGUUGGCGGCCGCAGCCAUGGAUCGCGGGGAGGAACCUCUGUCCGCGAGGCCGGCGCUGGAGACCGAGAGCCUGCGAUUCCUGCACGUCACAGUGGGCUCCCUGCUGGCCAGCUAUGGCUGGUACAUCCUCUUCAGCUGCGUCCUUCUCUACAUUGUCAUCCAGAAGCUCUCCCUGCGACUGAGGGCUUUAAGGCAGAGGCAGCUGGACCAAGCUGAGGCUGUUCUGGAGCCUGAUGUUGUUGUUAAGCGACAAGAGGCUUUAGCAGCUGCUCGUUUGAGAAUGCAGGAAGAUCUGAAUGCCCAAGUUGAAAAACAUAAGGAAAAACUAAGACAGCUUGAAGAAGAGAAAAGGAGACAGAAGAUUGAAAUGUGGGACAGCAUGCAAGAAGGCAGAAGUUACAAAAGAAACUCAGGAAGGCCUCAGGAAGAAGAUGGUCCUGGACCUUCUACUUCAUCGGUCAUCCCCAAAGGAAAAUCUGACAAAAAGCCUUUACGGGGAGGUGGUUAUAACCCUCUGACAGGUGAAGGGGGUGGAACCUGCUCCUGGAGACCUGGACGCAGGGGCCCAUCAUCUGGUGGAUGAAGCUAAGACUCUUGUUAGUGUCGCUUUGACAUUAGCAAGGUGAACCCUUAACCCUCAACUCAAUUGCCUUACGCACACUUUCACAGUGACUGGCCAAGGAGAGGUAGGGCUGAUUUCUGUUCUGAACACCUCAUAUUUUAAGGGCUUUGGUCAUAGACAUUGCCACUAGGCCACACUCUAGACGAGACAGCUAUUGGUUUUGUGGCCACUUGCUAGUCAGUAGGUUGGAGGCUUCUUGCUGUUUCUCAGACUUCAUCGAGGAGGCCCAGUGAUGGCCCUUUGGGGCAGAAGUCCUUGAUGACAGACAGGGUGGUCUCUGUGACAGGAUGCGUUGAAUGAUGUCUUCCUUAUAAAUGGUGAGCCCACCAGUGAGGAUUACUGAUGUACACAGUUGAUGGGGUUUGCUUCUGUAUAUUUAUUUUAUGUACAGAACUUUGUAAAAAAAAAAAAGUUAACUACUUAAAAAGUAACAUUUUUAGCAUCUUUAUUAAACUCAAGGAAAUUUCUUUGUGAGCUUGACUUUGUCAGACAGUAAACAGCUUUUUAUCAGU
Molecule: messenger RNA, 1146 nt
Organism: Rattus norvegicus (Norway rat)
Lineage: Eukaryota; Metazoa; Chordata; Mammalia; Rodentia; Muridae
Gene: Selenos
Product: selenoprotein S
Exons: 6
Biological process (GO): cellular oxidant detoxification; intracellular protein transport
Cellular component (GO): cytoplasm; endoplasmic reticulum membrane
Source: RefSeq, marked reviewed